CUUCGCCAUCCUCGUUCAAGCUGCUCCUCUUCACAUGAGGGACUGGAUGAGUCCUGUCCCAGCUCUGCUCCCCACAGAGCCUCUUGGAACAACAGCCAAUGAGAGGGGAAAGAUCUAGCGGAGUAGAGCACCGCCUUGGGAGUGUGAAUGGGGUGGGGAGAAGGAGGAGCACGGACAGGUGGGGAAAUGAGAAUAAACCAGAAGGGCAUAAAGAUCUGUUGGAGGUUACUUAGAGUGUACUUUAAAAUGGUUGCAACUAGCAAUGUAAGCAGUAAAAGCACUGCAUGCAUUUCAGAAUUGCUACACCAAGGCUUUCACCACGCAAACAUAAGCGACUUUGACUACUGGGAUUACGUUGUGCCUGAACCCAACCUUAAUGAGGUGGUGUUUGAGGAAAGAACCUGUCAGAGUUUAGUUAAAAUGUUGGAGAACUGCCUAUCCAAAUCAAAGCAGACCAAACUUCACUGCUCAAAGGUUCUGAUACCAGAAAAACUAACCAAGAAAAUAGCUCAAGAUGUAUUGCGGCUUUCUUCAACUGAGCCUUGUGGUUUGAGAGGUUGCAUUAUCCAUGUCAAUUUAGAAAUUGGAAAUGUAUGUAAAAAGUUGGAUAAGAUUAUCUAUGACCCCAGUAUUGUUCCUACUUUUGAACUGAUGCUUGUAUUCAAGCAGGACUGUUGCUCAUGGCCCGGUUUCAGGGACUUUUUCUUUACCCGAGCUUGUUUCGCAUCUGGCAGCAAACGUACUCUGAUUCUGAGUCCUGGGUUUCGGCUUAUUAAAAAAAAACUUUACUCCUUGAUUGGGACAGUUAUUGAAGAAUGCUAGAAAUCUUGUUGCAUGUUUAAAACUGCACCUGAAUUUUUAAGAGGUACCUUGCUUUACAGUUUGAUUUCAUGCACAGCAA
Chelonoidis abingdonii (Abingdon island giant tortoise) is the source of this 901-nucleotide messenger RNA. The record is from RefSeq and is a predicted model, not a curated record. NCBI's taxonomy places the organism in Eukaryota, Metazoa, Chordata, Testudines, Testudinidae.